Tilletiopsis washingtonensis is the source of this 437-nucleotide messenger RNA. RefSeq lists its product as hypothetical. NCBI's taxonomy places the organism in Eukaryota, Fungi, Basidiomycota, Exobasidiomycetes, Entylomatales. The record is from RefSeq and is a predicted model, not a curated record. The coding region runs from base 126 to 356 and encodes 76 amino acids. The transcript has a single exon.
AGAGGGGGAACAAGGGCUUGGUACUUUGAGCGCGCGCGCCUUCUUAGGGCUUUGUGCUUGUGCAAGCCUGCUGCGCAAAUGGCACGAUGGCUGAGCUGCUCCUGUGACGGCAUCGAGGCGGCCGGAUGUCCCGCUCGGGGCCGGCCAGCACGUGGUUCUCGCGGAUGCGGGUCAGAGCACUGUGUUCCUGGCGUCAGGGGGCGGAGCACUCUGUUUCACAGCCUCACGGCGGCGCCAGGCGGAUAAGGCCAGCUCGCCGCCGCCCGCUCCUAAUGCCCACAUGGCUGAACGCACGCUUAACUGCUGGUCGCGAGCAUGAUGAUAUGAGCAUGAGGAUGUCGAUGUUGUACAGGUGAGGAGAAGCGCGUAGAGGAAGGUGAAAGCCGCAGUCCUGAGGGAGAGGCGACCGCGACGGCGAGGCGAGACGAGGAUGAGAC